This is a messenger RNA of Paramecium sonneborni, 8615 nucleotides long. The record is from the annotation of a GenBank genome assembly. NCBI's taxonomy places the organism in Eukaryota, Ciliophora, Oligohymenophorea, Peniculida, Parameciidae.
AUGGAAGCAAGUGAAGCAUUACUAAGUAAAGCUCUCAAAAUUGGAUGCACAAUUACUUUAUGUUAUAAAGAUGAUGAUGGAAAUAACUAUUAUGCAUGUUGUGAGGGUUUUACAUCUAUGAAACUAAGAUUACUAACUGCAUAAUAAAUUAAAGAUUAAGGUCGAUUGAAUUAAUGUUUGUUUAAGGUUGUGCCUCCAUUUUAAUAUGUGGAAUAUAAUAAGGGAAAGGAAGCCUUCCAUUAGAAAGAAAUCUUAAAUUAGGUUACUAAUGUUGAUUAAAGAGGUAAGGAAGUUACCAUUAUUAAUUAGACUCAAGACUUGAAUUUCCCAAACAAAUUAAACUUAUGUAAGAUGAAUCAUAGUUGAACAAGGAAUCUUUAGAAAAAAUGAAAGGAUAAUCUAUAUUUUUUGGAUAAACUAUACAAUUCAUUCAUCAAGCAAGCAAUAAAUACUUGAGUUAUUUUAAAGAUUAAGGGAGUGAUUAUGAAAGUGAUAGUUGGAAAGCCACUUUGAAAAAAGAACAUGGAGAAGACACUUAAUUUAAAUUCUUGGCCUCAUUCUCAUUUUAAUAAGAAACUGGAGGUUUAAUAUUUGAUGAAGAUACUGUCUAUAUUGUUAGUGUAUUAGAUAUGAGUACUGAACCAGGUUUACAUGCUUCUAAUAAAAAAAAAGAUAAAGAAAAAAGAGAACUUAAUGUUGCACCAGAAAAGAGAUCCUUUUGGAAACUCAACAUUUUCUCUAAAUUUAUGAAUGAUGAAUUAGGAUACCUAUCUGUUUUUGAUGUUAUUUGGAUUAACUAUUCUGAAACUAAUGUAUUAUUAAUUAUUUACUUAUUAUUAGUUGAAUAUGAUUGUCUAAAAAUACUCUCCAGAUGACAAAAAAAAAUAUUUGAAAUUUGAAAAAGGACAAGAUUCAGAAUAAAUUAAUUAAUUUAUUGGAGAUAGUAAUGGAAUGUAUGUCAUUGAAAAUAUUGAUCCAGAAAAAGGAGACUUUUUAAAUGGAGGCUAUGUUGAAUGGGUUAAAGAAUAUAGACUUAAACAUUUAACAUCUAAUUAUUAUCUUAAAUUAGAAGAAAUUGCUGAAAUAUAAGGUUCAUUUAGACUUGUUGCUGUUGAAAACAUUUCUGAUUCAUCCAUUUUCUAAUUUGGAAUGAUAUAUUCUACUAUAGUAAAGAAAGACAAUUAAGAAUUUUUAACAAAAGAUUCGUACUUUAGAUUAUCUACAAGGGGUUAAAAUGAAUAAUAUUGGCUAAAAAUAGAUACAGUAGGUCCUAAUGAAAUUUAUAAAAUAGAGGGUGACAAUUUCAUUGAAGAUAUAACAAUUCCAAUAUUUGAUUAGGAUAAAAAGGAUGAACAUGUAUUUAAUUUAGCAUGUGCAUCUUUAAAUGAAGUCAGAUUUAUUAAGUAUUUAUUAUCUUGCAUGAAAAUUUUAAAAAGAAGUAAAGAAUAUUUAGAUGUUGAUUUAAAUGAUACUGGAUUUUUUAAAGAUUCCUAAUUCUAAGAAAUCUAUAAAAAAUUGAUUGUAAGAUCCCAACAUCUAGAACAAGUAUUAGAUGAUUUAUAUUUGCUUUGUCAUAACAAAUUAGAAGGUUUUGUAUCUUUUGAUACAGAAUUCGGAUUCCCAAAUCAACAUACACAAAAUCUCCUUAAAGAAUAAUAUUUCUUUGAAAUUUUAUUCUAGAUUCUUGUUAUUUGCUUCCCAACUUAAGAGAGUUUAAAGAAAGCUGAUGAACCUUUUUAAUUAGUUUAAGUAACUAAAUUAUUAUCAGAAGAAAAAUUAGUGGAUUUAAAUCUUGAAAAAUAAAUUAUUGCUAGAUUUAUUGAGAAAAAAAAAAUUAUAUGCACCAAAAUCUUUAAAUUAUUACAAGCAAUGGUUAUAGAUAAUAUUGCAAAUCAGGAAUAUUGCUCUAAAUAUUUACCUAUUCUAUCUAUGCAAUCAAUGUAUUUAAAUGGAGCUAUAAGUACUAUUUUAGCUAUUAUACAUAAUUUUGAAGAAUUGUUGUUGAAUCUUAAUAAAGAUGAAUAUCCUCUUGAAGUACCUUAAUAAAUUUUAAAAGCAGCUUCAAUAAAAACUCCAUAAAUUAAUUAAAAUAAAUAAAAAAAAAGAAGGAAAAAUGAAAUAAAUAAACCAAGUGUUGAUUAUAAUGCUUAAUAUAAACUUAUUUGUAAAUAGAUAAAAGGAUAAAUGCCUAAUUAAUUAUAAACAUGGGAUUUACUUAUGUUUUUUACUACUAUGCUUAAAAGCAAUUAUUUCUUGUUUAAUAAAAAGAUUGAAAUCAUGUAUUUUUUGAAAGAAUCAGUUUGUUUUGAAGAAAAAGGUAUCAAUAUAAAUCAAGAAACGGCAUAUAAAUAUAUUUUGUCAUCAUAAAGAGUAUUUGAAGAUGAAAUUCUUAUUAGAUUAAAAAGUGAUGGUCCUUAAUUAAAAGUUUAUAGAGGAGAUUAAGAGAGCACUCUUCUUGAUUAUUAUCAUAAAUACAAAAACAAUGAUGAUCCAAAAUUAUUGAAUUUUAUUCCAUAUGUUUAAGAAUUGAUGAGAAUGUAUUCAAGAAUGUGUAAUUCCAGAAAUUAUACUUGGAAAAAGUUUGCUGAAAAUUUUUUUAAUGUAGAAAGUUUGAUUGAAAAUAUUUAAAACAAUUAAUAUAAUGUUGAAAUUAGAUCAAUUAUUUGUAGUUUAUUGAAUAAAUUAUAUGUUGAUUAGGAACCAAGAAGAAUAAUUAUUUGGCCAGAACUUUGUAAAAUUGUUAGAACUAGUAGAAAAUAAAAUAAAAAUGAUAUUAAUAAUACAAUGCUUUCAGAAGGAAAAUAACAAAAUAAAAUAACAAAGACUGAUCCAGUAGAUAUUCCUAAAGUAUAAGAAAAGAUAAAUGGAUAUCUUGCUGAUUAGUUAUAUUUUGUAUAAAAUUAAUCGGAUCUUGUAGAUUUAAAUAAAGGACCAACAGAAAGAUAUGAUAUGUUAGGUAUAAUAUUCAAAAAUGCCCCUGAAAUAUAUAAUGAACUCACAUUAGAAGUUAUUAAGUUAUUUAAAUUAUUAAUUUAAUUUGGAAAAUAUUCAAUUGUUAUUGAAGAAGAUGAACAAAAGACGAUUACUAAGAAUGCAUAAUUAUUUUCUAAUAUAAGAGCUUUAACUGCAAUUUUAGAAUAUAAUUCAACUUAUCCAGAAGUUAGAAAGAUUUUAUCUAUAAAAAGAAAAGAGGAGGAAAUUUAAAAAAAUAGUACAAAUCUUUUUGGAUUUGGAGAUAAAAAUAAAAAGUAAGAAGAAUAAGGAUAAGUAAAACAAUAAUAUUCAGGUGAGGAUGAUGCUGAAGAUUUGUCAGAAGCAGAAAAUUUUUAAAAAUAAGUUGAAUUUCUUUCAUUAAGAAUGAAUUAAUUUAUGUAUUAAUAAUAACUUCCUAAUGAUCCUUUAAUAAAAUUAGAAGUUUGUGAAAUAUUAGAUUUAUAUCUUGAUAGUAAGAUGGAUUUUUAUUUAAAUAAUUUAAAAUUAUAAUUCUCAACCUGGGUUGAAAAAUUAAAUUUAUUUAAUGAUGUUUUUAAUGGUCAAAAAGAUAUAGAUAAUGAAUAAGAUAAGGAGGAAAUUUAAUAAUAAUUUAGAGAUACGAUAAAAAAAAAUUUAGAUAAUAUGUUACCUGCAAUUAUGAAAACUGGAACGAAAGUGGAUGAUGAAAUAUUUAAAAAGAAAGAAGAUAAUUAACUAUUUAAUAUUAUGAAUAUAGCUAAUCUUGCAAAUAAAUUAGUAAAUACUAAUGAUGAUUAAUCUAAAAUAAAGUCUUUAGAUGCUAUAGAAUUAAGUAAUAUAAUAUCAUUUUCAAUAUUUCCUUCUUUAAUAUCAAUAUUUUGUUUAAAUUAGAGUUUAGAUUUAGAAACAAAGAUUCUGCAUAUUUUAACUAGAUUUUAUAAUUAAAGACAUGAGUUUGCAGAUUUAUCAAGUAAAUUAUUAUUAUUGUUUGAUGAUACAAAUAUUACAAUAUUUAAAAAGUCAAAAAAGAAAAUAUUAGUAUUGGCUAAAUGUGUUGAUGAAUCAGAAACUUGGGUAUAGAAUUUAGAUGAACCAUAAAAUUUAAGAACUUUAGAAUUAGUUUAAUAACAUUUUGAAUUUUUUACUUAAUUACUAUUUAAAGGAUCAUAUUUGAAUGAAUCUUAAGAAUUAGAAAAAGGACAUGAAGGAUAAGUAGAUAGUAUUAGAUAAGAUAUGAUGAGACAUUUAAAAGUAGAUAAAUUAGGUGUUGAUUUAAUUAAAGAUAGUGUUUUUAUGGUUGAAUAAGAAGAUAUUGAUCCUGAGUUACAAUAAAAGCUAAAAAAAAUGUUUUAAGUUUGUUUAACAUUCUUAAAAUAUUUUUGUAUGAAUAAUUUAACCAAUUAAAAUGUGAUGUCUUAACAUAUCGUUGCAUUAAUAUCUAAAUUAAAUACAGAUUUAGGUUAGGUUGAAUUAUUAUGUGAAAUAUUUAGAGAUAAUAAAGCAGUUUGUUUUGAACGUUCUUAAGAAGUUAUUGAUGAUUUUGUAAGAUUAAUUAUAACAAAUGGUAGAAGAGUUAGAUAUUUAGAAUUCUUUUUAGUUAUAAUGUAAAUUAAAACUGAAUAUAUCUCUUAAAAUUAAAAAGCUGUUUUAAAUUUAUUUAUUGAUCCUAGAUAUAAAACUUAAUUAUUUUAUAUGUUACCUAAAGGUGAAGCUGAUGAACAUCCAAUUUUUGAUUUUGAAACUAAAUUUCAUGAUAAUCCAAAUUAUAAAGAUGAACCAUAUGAUUAUCAUGCUAAAUUUAUUGAAGUUUGUGCUUAAUGUACAAUAGGUAAAGAAGGAUUGUUGAGUUCUGAAAAUAAAUUAAAGGCUUAGAUUACUUUUAAAUAUGUAAUGGAAUUAUUAUUAGAAAAAGAUGAGUUUUCUGAAUUAAUUGAACCUCCAAGUGGUUUAGAUUCUGAAUAAUAAUUUAUGGAAAUUCCAACUCACAAAUAAAGAUCAUAAUUAUAAAGUGGAAUUAGUAUCAUACCACUUAAUCGUGAUAAAGUAGAAGGAAUUACUAAAAUAAAACCAUCCUUAUUAGAUUUGUUAUUUUAUACAUAUUUAGAAUCAGAAAAGAUAUCUGAAGAAGUAUUUUCAUGUUUUGAUAUGAUCAUUUAAUUUAUUGCAAAUGAAAAAGAUAGAAUUAUGAAAUGUAAGAAUUUUAUUCCAUAAUUCUAUGAUUACUUCUUUAGUAAUCUUAUGCUUGUAUUAAAUGGAUUGGUUAAAGUUUUGAAUAGAGAAUUAGGAUCUCAAGCAUUAGUCUAAGGAUCAAAGUUAUAAAAAUAAUCUACUGAAUUUUAUAGAGAACUUGAAGAAUUAAGAAAUUUCUUGACUGAAUCCUUUACUUCUUAACUUCAAUUAAGUAAUCGUUAAAAAACGUUAUUAUAAUAUUUUAAAGACAAUAUCAUUAUGAAAGAAGAAUUAAAUAAAUAAAAUUAAGAUGAUUAAAAAUAUUAAUAAGAAAAGGAAAGAUAAAAAAACAGAUCAAGAUAAGCUUCUUAAUAUAAAACUCCAAAAAGAUUGUAAACAAUUUAAACAUCAAAAAGAGAAUUAAGUACAGAUCAAAUUUGGAAAGAAUUAUGGGAUAUAUUUUUGACUGAAUUUUUAGAUAGUGAAGAAUUAAUAGAAGCAAUAAAUAAAGAAUAAAUGGCUUUUGCUAAAGCUAUUUCUAAAGUUGAAGAAAUAUUUAAAAAAGAUAAAAUUGUUCAUUAAUAAAUAAAUAAAUAAAUUAUUUUUUAAAGACUAAUAGCAUUUUUAGAAAAAUCUUCAGCUUCUGCUGAAAAUAUUACAACAUUUAAAUUGAUAUUGAAUGUUUUAAGAAAUUUUAUUCAUAUUGAAGAUGAAUCAGAAUUUACUCCUGAUAUGGAUAAAGAAGAAAAAAAAACAAUUAUUUAAAGAUAAAAAAAAGAUAAUCAAAAUUUUUUAAAUAGUAAUAAUGCUAUGUAAAUGACAUUGACUUUACUUAGUGAUAUUUCUGAUCCUAUAAAUUCUUAAAAGAUUUUUGGCGAAUUAAUUUAAUUUGCAAUAGAUCUUCUUGAUGGAGGAAAUGAAGAUAUUUAAAGAAGUAUUUGGAAUUAUUUUUAAAAUUUUACUGAAAGCGAAACAAUAUUUUUAAGAUUACAUAAUGAAUUCUAAAAAACUAUAAAAAAUAUGAAAAAAAAUGAUGAAAUGUUAUUUUAAUUUGGAUUUUAAAAGUAACCAGAUAUAAUUAACUAAAUAUUAAGAUUACUUUAAUUAUUUGCAGAAGGUCAUUAUAAAGAAUUAUAAGAAUAUAUGUAUUUUUAAAAAUUUAAUCAUCAUUCCCAUAAUCUAAUAUAUGAUUUUAUAGAUUUAUUAUAAUCGUAUAUGAAUGCAGUGGAACCAGAUUAUUUUGAAAAUAUGAUUUAAAAUUUUGAUACAAUAACUGAAUAUAUUUAAGGUCCUUGUAGAACUAAUUAGAAAGCUUUAAUAGAAGCGAAUUUUUUAGAUUUAGCUAAUAAAUUAUAUGAGAUAGAUGAAAUUGCUUUAGAAAUAUAAGAUGAAAUAAUUGAAGAUGAAGAAUUCCUUGAGGAUGAUAAUUAGGAACUAUUCACAAUAUAGAAACACUUACCAAGAUGGAUGAUUGCAUUUCUUAAAUAUAAAUGUUCAAUAACUUUAAUAUCUUUAUUAGAAGAUAGAGAAGGUGAUGAAAUAAUAUAAAGAAUAUAGAAAUCAAUAAGUAAUGAAAACUUAAAAUCGAACAUAAGUAAUAUAUUUUACAUGUUUUAAUUUUAUUCUAAUGAAGUUUAUGAUCUCAAAUUAUUUGGCCAUUUUGUAAACUAACAACCAAAAACAAAAGAAGAAAGAAAUUAUUGUAGUUUUAUCAUAGAAACAGGAUUUAAUCUUUUUUUCAUUUACUAAAUCCAUUAAAAGACAAAAAGUAAAACUACUUAACAGAGUAAAGGUGAAGAAGAAGAAACAGAUGAUGUUACAUAGUAAUUAUUAAAUAGUCCAUUUUAUAAACUGUUAUUAUUAGUGUAAAAUUUAAUUAAAAGUUUGUAAGAUAGUGCAUUAUAGGUUGCAAAGAUCUAUUAAAAAACUGAAAAAUAAACUCCUAAAGAAAGGAUGUAGAAAUUAUAAUAGGCUAGAGCAUAAUUAUUUCCAAAAGCUUCUAAAUUCUUUCUUUCAAAAACAGCAAAAAUAGAAAUAAUGUUGGAGAGUAAAAAUGUUGAAGAAACAUAUUUUUAUAUUCCUCCUUAUUGUUAACUUGAUGAUGAUGCUAAGAGAACUUUUAAUGAAACUGCGAAUAGAAAUUCAAAUAAAGCUAAAGUUACAUCUUUAGUUGAAAGUUCAGAGGAAAUUAUAAAAACAAUGAAAUUAAAUUAUAAAAUCUAGGUAUAUUUAAAUUAAAUUAAAACACUUUAAGUAAUUAUUGAAAACAUAGAUUUAUUAAGAGAUAUUGAAUUUAUAAUAGCAUUGUUGAUUAAUUUAUUUAUAUUCUUAUUUUAUAAGAAGACUUAUGUUGGAAUUGAAAUAAAUGCAGAUUUAUCAGAAACAGAGAUAUGGUCAAAUGAUGAUAAUUUUGAAUAUUAAAGUCUUAUUGAUUCAUUAGGAAUAUUAUCAAUAGUACUAUCAAUAUUGAUUGUUGCAUUUUUUUUAAGCAGAAAUGCUCCAUUAUUAUUAGAGAAAGCUUGGAGUGGUGUUGGAUAAGAGAAAUUAAAUCCACUUGCAUAUUUAAUAAGGUUAUUGAAAACAGUAUAUUACUUAUUAUCUGAUUUCUUUGCUUUAUACUAUAUUAUGUAUGGAACAGCAGCAGUAUUAGGUAGAUUUGUACAUAAUUUCUUUUUUUCAUUUCAUUUAUUUGAAGUUAUGAUUAGAUUUCCAUUAUUAUUAAAUGUAGUAAAAUCAGUAUGGAAUCCAAGAAAAAUGAUAUUGUAUACAGGUCUUUUAUUAUUAAUCUUUAUGUUUGUAUUUACUGUAUUUUCUUAUAGAAUUUUUUAUGAUAGCUAUGAUGCUGGAUUUUGUGAUUCUAUGUGGGUUUGCUUUUUAUCAACUUUAGAUUCUGCUUUUAAAUAUGAUUAAGGAAUUGGUGGAUUUCUUAAGAGUCCGUAUGAAGUUUAUCCAUCAGAUGAAGUCAAAUUAGUACUUAGAUUUAUAUUUGAUAAUUUCUUUAACAUUUUAGUAAUUAUUGUAAUGUUAAACAUUGUUGCUGGUAUAAUUAUUGAUACAUUCGGUGAAUUAAGAGAAUAAUUAUAAGAAUAUAAUCAAGAUUUAGAAAAUUUAUGUUUUAUUUGUGGAUAUGAUAAAGAAACUAUAGAAAAAGAAUCUAUUAAUUUAUAGAAUUUCUCUGAUCAUAUUAAAAAGGAACAUUAUUAAUGGUAUUAUCUAUUUUAUAUUGCUUACUUAAGAGAAAAAGAUCCAACUGAAUAUACAGGUAUUGAAAGUUAUGUUGCAGGUAAAUUAGAUUCUGGAGAUAUUACAUGGUUUCCAUUAAAUAAGUAUAUUUAUAUAAUCUAUAUUUAUAUAGAGCUUUAUGUCUUAAAAAAGACUUUGGAAAUUAAGAAGAGAAGAAUAUUGUUACUUCACUUGAAACUAUUAAAGAAAAUGCAUAAGAACUAAAAAAUAUUUUAGUUGAAAUCUAAACAGAAAUAGAAGAAGAGGAUUGA